UACUUUAGCCACCAACCUAAAUGUCAUAAACGUCAUAAUGGCAAAUGCUAUAAUGAAUACCGUAUUAAAAAAGUCCCUUAGCUUCUUGCCAGCCAAAACCUUCUUAAAGAAUGGUGCAGCGUUGAUACACACCAGCGCGGAUAAAAAGGCGAAAUGGUAUCCGGAUCCGGAGUGGAUGGCCGGAUUCGAUGGGCCUGUUAUGUACCCGGAUGAGAACACCAAAAACUGGUCGUUACAGCCCUGGAGUGCCAAGAAAGCACCUACCGAAAAGGAGGUUAAAAAUGUUACGUUGAAUUUUGGGCCACAGCACCCAGCUGCUCACGGCGUGUUGAGACUGGUGAUGGAGUUGGAUGGAGAGAUUGUAAAGAGAUCAGACCCCCACAUUGGUCUUUUGCAUCGUGGUACAGAAAAAUUGAUCGAAUACAAAACCUACACGCAAGCUUUGCCGUAUUUUGACCGUUUGGACUAUGUGUCCAUGAUGUGCAAUGAGCAGUGCUUCAGCUUGGCCAUUGAAAAGUUGUUGAAUAUUGAUAUUCCUAUUAGAGCCAAAUAUAUUAGGACUUUGUUCGCGGAACUCACCAGAAUUUUAAACCACAUCAUGGCCAUUGGUACUCAUGCCUUAGAUGUGGGUGCUUUAACCCCAUUCUUCUGGCUCUUUGAGGAAAGAGAAAAAAUGAUGGAAUUCUAUGAAAGAGUAUCCGGGGCUCGUAUGCACGCCGCAUACAUCAGACCUGGGGGUGUUUCUUUGGAUAUGCCGUUAGGUCUUAUGGACGAUAUUUACGAGUUUGCCGCUAAAUUUAACGAACGUAUUGAUGAAGUUGAGGAUGUUUUGACAACCAAUAGAAUUUGGGUGCAGAGAACCGAAGAUAUCGGUAUUGUUACUGCCGAGGAUGCUUUAAAUUAUGGAUUUAGUGGGGUUAUGUUAAGAGGUUCAGGUAUUAAAUGGGACCUCCGCAAGGUUCAACCUUACGACGCCUACCAUCUUGUCGAUUUUGACGUGCCGAUCGGCACUAAGGGGGACUGUUACGACAGGUACUUGAUCAGGUUGGAGGAGAUGAGACAGUCCCUCAGGAUCAUAGAUCAGUGUUUAAACCAGAUGCCAGCAGGUGAAAUAAAAACCGACGACGCUAAACUAAUGCCUCCAACCAGAUCCGAAAUGAAGACCUCCAUGGAGGCGCUAAUCCACCACUUCAAAAUCUUCACCCAAGGGUACCAGGUGCCCCCCGGUGAAACGUACACAGCCAUAGAAGCACCCAAAGGCGAGUUUGGCGUCUACUUGGUGUCAGAUGGUAGUUCGAAACCCUACAGGUGCAAAAUCAAGGCACCUGGGUUCGCUCAUCUAGCCGCCUUAGAUAAAAUCGGCAAAAACCACAUGCUGGCUGAUAUCGUUGCCAUCAUAGGUACCCUUGACGUCGUCUUCGGCGAAAUCGACAGAUAGACACAAAUUAUAUAUGUAUUAUGAACCACCUUAAUUUAACUAUGUAAAUAAUGAAUUAUAAUUAAAUAAACUUAUUGUUUUUUUAAGUGUA
Molecule: messenger RNA, 1529 nt
Organism: Brassicogethes aeneus
Lineage: Eukaryota; Metazoa; Arthropoda; Insecta; Coleoptera; Nitidulidae
Source: the annotation of a GenBank genome assembly